Messenger RNA from Stegastes partitus (bicolor damselfish), 1315 nucleotides. Its product is annotated as diamine acetyltransferase 1-like. The record is from RefSeq and is a predicted model, not a curated record. Gene Ontology annotation, molecular function: spermidine binding; diamine N-acetyltransferase activity. The coding region runs from base 169 to 678 and encodes 169 amino acids. NCBI's taxonomy places the organism in Eukaryota, Metazoa, Chordata, Actinopteri, Pomacentridae. The transcript is spliced from 6 exons.
GACGCUGCAGAACCAUUCUGCGAUCAAGCUGACACAAUUCUUUAUAUGCUGGUUGACUCAAUUCUUUAUCGGGGGGUGAACUCCUGAGGAGCGAAUGAAGAAACAAAUUUUGCUUUUGUUUACAUUCAGAGGACUAGUGAGCAAAGGGAAAAAGGGUAAAAAAAGAAAAUGGCCAGUUUCAUAUUACGGAGGGCUGAACCAAAGGACGUGUCCGAUAUCCUGCGACUCAUAAAGGAACUUGCCAAAUUUGAAGAGAUGGAGGAGAAAGUGGUGCUGACAGAAAAAGAAUUACUUGAAGACGGUUUUGGAGAUCAUCCAUUCUACCACUGCUUGGUUGCUGAAGUACCAAAAGAGAAGAGCUCUGAUGAGUACACCGUGAUUGGUUUUGCAAUGUAUUAUUACACGUAUGACCCUUGGAUUGGGAAGCUGCUCUACUUGGAAGACUUCUUCGUCAUGCAGGAGUUUCGGGGUCUUGGCAUUGGUUCAGAGAUCCUGAGGAGACUGAGUGAGACGGCAGUGAAGACUCGAUGUAGCAGCAUGCAUUUCAUCGUAGCAGAAAACAACACAAAGUCCAUCGAGUUCUACAAGAGAAGAGGUGCAGCCGAUCUGUCCUCUGAGGAAGGCUGGCGUCUCUUUGAGAUUGAAAAGCAGGACCUGCUGAAGAUGACUUCCAAAUAGAGUUCAUUGACCUGUACUGAUUGUUGAUUACGUGAUUGCAAUCAUGCUGCUCUGUUUGGUCAAAAGUGCUCCACUUGCUUCAUAAAUCAUUUAACCAGGAAACUAUUACUUUUGAUAAUCAAACACUUCUGCUCAUUUGAACGUUACACUGACCUCUGCUGUUCAGUGAGUGAACACAGAUUUGGAAAUAGCAUGAUCAUUUUGAGCAGAUAUUUCUUACUUGAAUAAGAGGCCUGUAAAAGGAAAUAAUUGAGAUAAGAAUUUUGUUUUUCUUCCUCGCUAUUUUGUAACUAAUCAUCACAAAGUCCUGUUUCUUCUUGUGAACCUUUUCUUUGGUUCCUGAUUUCUGAUGAAUGUUUAUUUGCAGAGGUGAUUUUUUUCAUUUUACUUUUUAUGCAUGGUAUUAUAAAUUUAAUUCAAUAAAUCCAAACCUUUUUAAAUGAACUUCUGACUUAAAUGGUAAACUGAAUAUUUGAUUCUUGUAUUAUCAAGUUAUAAGACAACCUUGAAGCCUUGAAUCAUGGAUGAAGUCUUCAGGUCAUGUAAUUAAGUAAAAGCAAAAGCACCAAUAUGUAAAAGUGACUGUCUUGUGAUAAAAAUGUUGCUCAAGUUAAAUAAACAUGAUCAACAAACUAAA